Messenger RNA from Toxoplasma gondii ME49, 912 nucleotides. RefSeq lists its product as hypothetical. The transcript is spliced from 3 exons. Bases 1 to 912 code for a protein of 303 amino acids. The record is from RefSeq and is a predicted model, not a curated record. Lineage: Eukaryota; Apicomplexa; Conoidasida; Eucoccidiorida; Sarcocystidae.
AUGGAGGCCCCGAACGGCUCAAAACCCAACAUCUGGGCACUGUAUCGGGUGCGGUGUGCGGUACUCCGUAGAGCUGCAAUCCUUGUUGCUCUCGGAAUCUUGUUUCUUAGUGUGGCAGCUGCGCGACCUCCUUCUUCCGGAGCGCAUGUCGCUACAGAGCAAGGCGCAGGAGGCAGUGAAGAACUCGACUUGACUGAUAACGGCCCCUCUGUUAUUAAGGACCGGAGAGAGGCAGCAAAUACGAAAAAGAAUCAGCAAUCAGUGGAAACAACGGCCGACAAUGACGACGCAAAGGAUGGAGAAGAAAAUGCACAGAAAACUACAAGAAGCAAGAUGCGCAAAGAGCAGCAGACAAAGCUUCUCGAGACGAUGAACGAGCUUCUUUCGGAGAACCGCGAAUACCGCAAGAUGAAAGCUGACAGAGAGAGAAAAAAACUUCUGCAACAGUACCAAUCGGAAGAUGAUGACUUGGACCCAGAAGAAUCGCCCGCAUUUAUCAAAGACUUACAGAAGUUCAAGAAUCUGCAGAAGAAAAAAAGCUUUGCUGGGGCUGCGUCCAUUGUCAGCAUGGCGUUGGCAUCCGCAGGUAUGCUAGUGUAUUGGAUGGCAAACAAAAAGGGCGAAUUUCUCGAGCGAGAGGACCGUAAAGUGCACAAGCGGAAUAACAUGGGCCUCAUCGCUAGUAGUCUUGCAGGCGCAAUCGGUGUCGGCCUCACCCAGUUGCAACGACGCCGUUACAAAAAGAAACUCCAACGUCUUCAACAGAAGCUCGUGCGCAUGGAGAAAGAAGCAUAUGCUGGACAUAUGCCUGAGGACACACCGUUUCUUGGUGCGGACGAAGAAAGUCCGGAAGACAAGCGCAAGAGGGAGAAGGCGAAACGUCUUCAGGAACAACAACAACAGAAACGGUAG